Molecule: messenger RNA, 3332 nt
Organism: Gordionus sp. m RMFG-2023
Lineage: Eukaryota; Metazoa; Nematomorpha; Gordioida; Chordodea; Parachordodidae
Product: gamma-aminobutyric acid type B receptor subunit 2-like
Exons: 19
Coding region: 78-3317 (1079 amino acids)
Biological process (GO): G protein-coupled receptor signaling pathway; gamma-aminobutyric acid signaling pathway
Cellular component (GO): membrane; G protein-coupled receptor heterodimeric complex
Molecular function (GO): G protein-coupled GABA receptor activity
Source: RefSeq, a predicted model, not a curated record
UUCAUUGUGAAAAAAAUUUACAACUCUAAAAAUAAAUUGAUCUCUUGCGAAUGUGCUCGACGUUCAGUUAAUAUCGUAUGUCGUUUAAGAAGAAUAUAGCCAUUUUCUUUAUAUACAUCUCGUCGUUUUGCAUAUUAAUAUCUUUGGACUUACAUCAGUCGUCAAGUUCGGUUAAUAAAUCGGCUAACCGCACUUUUAAAUUUAAUAAUUAUGAUACAAAAAGGAAAGACUUAAAAGAGAUUGAGAUGACAAAUUUCAAUAUGUUCAAUCGGUGUCUAAAAUCGGAAAGGGGCAACAGGGAAUAUAAUAUCAACAUAGAACUAUGCAAUCUCAGGAACUUAAGUAACUUCAGUUAUUAUGAGCCUUUUUUAUUUUAUAGUUCGCCAGAACGACAUCACCAAUUUUUUCGAGAUAAUAAAACAACAUCAUCCGGCCUUUAUCAUAAACAACCGACAUCUAAGAACGUUAAAAGAAUGCUUUUAGAUUCCAACUUUACCAAGACUUCCAAUUCUUCUAUAGCAACUAAAUUCCUCAUUCGGGUAUUCAAAAACAAAACUUCACGGCGUAACUAUGCUUGGGAGUAUUACCAUCAAAACGCAUCUGACCCUAGAAUCAAAUUAGCUAUAGGAGUCAUAUUGCCAGAAAUGUACAAAUGCCCAUUUUAUUUGGACGAUCAUUAUCCUGAUACGCAGGUUAAUUUGAAUGAAAAACUCAGAAAUGGCUUAGCAGAAUAUCCAACAAAGCAGAUAAAAAUAACUCAAGCAAAAGGUUUGGGUAUAAAUCUUGACUUCUUAAAUAAUGAUAUCUUAAUUGGAGAUUUUCCAUUAAAGCAUAAAAGCGUUUUUAUGAAGGCGGACUACAAAAGAAAGUCACCAUUGGUCAAAAAAGAUAAACGUUACUCUCACUCAGAUUAUCAUUCCAUUCAUUUAGCUCUGUAUCACAUAUCCAACUAUAAAACAAUAUUAAAGGGUUAUCGAUUAACUAUCGUCUCCAAUAUAUCAAAAUGCAAAGCUGCCGAAGGCACGAAAGUAUUUUUCGAUAUGAUGUUCAAUCCACCCCCUAAACUGAUGUUGUUCGGUGGUGCCUGCACUUCAGUAACAGCUCCAAUAGCAGAAGCUUCCCCCUUUUGGAAUUUGAUUCAGGUAUCAUAUGCUGAAAUGCAUCCAAAAUUCAGUUCUCGUCAAACCUAUCCAAACUUCUACCGAACAGUUCCCAGCUUAAAUUAUUUUAACUUUGCCGGAGUACAACUACUUAAUACCUUUAACUGGACAAAAGUGGGUACACUUUUCCAGGAUGACCCUCAAUACUCUUUACCACACGACGACUUACUCAACAAACUGGAUAUUAAUAACCUAAAAAUUGCCAUGUCCAGAAGUUUUAACACCCCUGAAAAAUUGCGAGAAAUUAUUAUUGAACUUAAGAACGAAGAUAUAAGAAUAUUCGUAGCUUACUUCAACGAAACCAUGGCUCACUAUGCAUUUUGCUACAUAUACAUGGAAUCUCUUUACGGAGCCAAAUAUCAAUGGGUACUUUUAGGUGGCAUGGUCGAUAUAUGGCUGAAAGUUGAUAUUAGCCCCUUGCCAUGUUCUCGCGAUCAAAUGUUUGAAGCGUUGGAACAUAUGCUGAGGGUAGAUAUUUUACCGAUCAGUACAUCGGAGACGAAAACGAUAUCUGGAUAUACUGCCAGCGAAUAUUUAAUUCAAUACAAUAAAAUGAAGGGGAACUCCUACAGCAGAUUCCAUGGCUAUGCCUAUGAUGGGAUUUGGGCAAUAGCUUUAGCAUUAGAAUAUGUUAAUGCUAAGCUUAAAAGGCAAAACAAAGAGAUUACCUUGCUUAAUUUCAAUUAUGAUUCCCAAAUGUGGACAGAAUUAUUUAAAGAAGCUCUAAACGCUACCAAUUUUAUUGGAGUGACGGGAUUAGUGAAAUUUUAUAACGGAAAUAGGAUUGGAUUUCUGCAAAUCAAUCAAGUUCAAGAUAAAAAGGAGAUGAAGAUAGCUGAAUAUGACGGUAUCAAGGGUGGUAUAUCUUUUACCAAAGGAUUCAAUUUAUCAUGGGCAGGUAAAGGACCUCCUAUAGCCUCUCCAAAAAUCAUAUACACCACAGUUCAUAUAAACAACAUUAUGUAUAUUGUGAUAUCCAGUUUAGCUUGCAUUGGUAUCACAUUGGCUAUUUUAUUUUUAGCCAUCAAUAUUCGUUACAGAAAGCAAAGGCAUAUCAAAAUGUCCAGCCCACUAUUAAACAAUGUGAUAAUCUUUGGCGGAGUAUUAGCUUACAUCUCGAUCAUUCUAUUAGGGAUGGAUUCUUUAAACGCCCAUAAAAAUUCGUUUUCGCAUCUUUGUAUGGCUAGGGUUUGGAUAUUGUCACUAGCAUUUACAUUAGCUUUUGGGGCGAUGUUUAGCAAGACGUGGAGAGUGCAUGCAAUAUUUACCAAUGUAAAAUUAAAUAAAAAGAUAAUUCAAGAUUACAAGCUUUUCAUAAUAAUAGGGGUGCUUUUAUCAAUUGAUAUAUUCAUACUUACCCUGUGGAGUAUUAUAGAUCCUUUUUUCAAAAAGUCAGAUACUUUACCGAACAAAAUGACCAGAAUAAAUUCAGAUAUCGAAGAAUUAUUCGUUAUCGAGCACUGCACAAGUCAUUACCUCAACAUUUGGAUGGCCAUACUAUGUGCUUACAAAGGGGUUUUAAUGUUAUUCGGUUGCUUUUUAGCUUGGGAGACCAGACAUGUUACAAUACCAGCGCUGAACGAUUCCAAGUACAUAGGCAUUAGCGUUUAUAAUAUCAUGUUGCUAUGCAUAGUCGGUUCUGCAGUUUCUUUCGUACUUAAAAACGAGCAAUCAACAUCAUUUCUCCUCUUGAGCAUAUUUAUUAUGUUAGGCACUACCAUUACACUGUGCCUCGUAUUUGUUCCUAAACUAAUUCAAUUGAAAACCCUUUACAAUUGUGGUGGAUUGAACGAAAAGAAUUCCUCAGAUCGACCACACUUCAAAGAAAAGGACAAAUAUCACGAUUUUCGCAAAAGAAUUACAAAAAUAGUUGAAGAAAAACAUAAAAACAAAAGAUUAUUGGAAGAAAAAACAAAGAAUCUAAUCGAAAUCAUGACGCAACUAGGCAUGGAAGUAACAGACAAAGAAUCUCCCAAGCUCUCAUCAGACAUAUCGUCACAAGAAUGUUCUUCAUUAUCCAAUAUCUUGCAAGAUGAUCUCUGGCAGGUGCAAAUAAACGGGAAAAAGAUUUUUGUCCAAGCCAAACCAUCAAAGCUUUCAUCAAUCACAGAAUUUACAGAAGCCUUCGAGCUAACUGACUUAAACGAAACAGAUUAAUAUAGACUAUUCGAU